CUAAACGUGAAGCUAAUCCCGAAGCUGAACCACAUUACUACGGAGGCUACGGUUACCCGUACGGACACCUCUAUGCCCCACACGCCUACUCGUACGUCCGCACCCAUGGCAUCGGCAAGAGGGAAGCUGAGGCCGAACCAGAGCCUCACUACGGAGGUUAUGGCUAUGGCCUUUACCGUCCCUAUGGUUAUGGCCUCUACCGUCCAUUUGGCUACGGUCUUUACCGACCUUUUGGCUAUGGAUAUUAUGGCUGA
This is a messenger RNA of Penaeus indicus, 254 nucleotides long. RefSeq names its product neuropeptide-like protein 29. The annotation marks the transcript as partial. The record is from RefSeq and is a predicted model, not a curated record. Lineage: Eukaryota; Metazoa; Arthropoda; Malacostraca; Decapoda; Penaeidae. The transcript has a single exon.